Molecule: messenger RNA, 273 nt
Organism: Clunio marinus
Lineage: Eukaryota; Metazoa; Arthropoda; Insecta; Diptera; Chironomidae
Source: the annotation of a GenBank genome assembly
AUGAAUCAGAUCCAGAGAGCAGCAUGGAAACCGCAGCAUGAAGAGAUGGAAAUGGAAGAGAUUAAACCGUCAAUAAAUGAAUCUAAGCACAAGAUAGAAAUUUAUGUGGAAAUGAAUCCUCUUAGGCGCAAUCAUCACAGGUAUCCAUACAUUAUUGCCAACUUGGGGAACAUCCUUGAUUAUGAUUUGAAGCUCCCGGAGUGUGAAAUAGAAUAUCAAUUCAAAAGAAAACUCCACGAAGUAAUUUAUAAUAAAGAUUUGACAUCAUUGUGA